AUGGUUAUAUCAAGAAUAUUUGCAGGGCUGGUGAGCAUUGCCAUCCUAUGCGAAUUUACUACAGCACCUGAGACGAGUGAACUUUAUGCCGGCAUGACUUCAAAUUCGACAUCAGCUAACAUCAUCACAACAGAGGAAUAUAGCGAACUAUUAAACAGCACUGUACCACAAACACUAUACCCAUCUUCUACAUGGGAGGAAGACGUAACGAAACAACCAAAACGGCCAAGCGAGAAAAAGGAAAAAGAAAGAGAAAUUAAUUACGUGGAUUUGGUGUUCGUGCCCCCGAGCUUCGUCAUAGGCUGCAUCGGCAACGGCCUUACUGUCGUCACCAUGGCGACGCUGCCGUUCAGAAGAAUGAAUUGGAGCAUCGUCCUGACUUGUCUCGCCUUCGCUGACACCGUUAUGCUGUGUGUGAUCGCGGUCCGCAAGCCUUUCGUCAACGACCUGAUCGGUUACGACAUCCUCGCACUUACCAACGCCGGCUGCAAGAUCUUCCACUUCACCCGCCGAGCCGCCAAGAUGCUGUCCUCCUGGUUCGUGGUCCUCAUCUGCGUCGAACGCUUCGUGGCCAUCUGCUUCCCGCUGAAGGUGAAGAACAUCUGCACCAGGCGAAAAACCAUCUCGGCGAUCAUCGUCGUUUGCAUCGUCGGUUUUCUCUUCGGCGCCACCUCGUCGGACACCGUCAUCCUGAUUGGCCCCGUGUGCCGACCUGCGGACCCGAGCCCCGCCAAGAAGCUCCAGGGACAGAUCAGUCUUCUGAUCGGCUCCUCGCUGAUGGCCGUCAUACCCAUGUUGAUCCUCAUCACCCUCACGCCGAUCAUCUGCAUCACGCUACUGAGACAGAGACGGGCCAGGACGAAGCUGGCGUCCGCGACGGACCAGAUGGACCCCUUCACCAAGGUGUCAGCCAUGCUGGUGAGUGUGCACUCGUCCUACAUCGUCCUCGUGUUGCCGCACUUCGUGUACACCAACUUCAAGUUCGUCCGCACGUUCAACCCCGCGCUGUACGACAAGGACGUCAUGGGCGUCUUCUCACAGGUGUCCGGGGUGCUCGAGCUGGUCAACCACGCCAUCAACUUCUUCCUCUACGUCGGCUUCAACUCCAUGUUUCGCAAGCGGCUGACGGAGGUGUUUUCUCGCAGCUCGUCCGUCACCGAUGUAAGCGGGUAG
Molecule: messenger RNA, 1173 nt
Organism: Gigantopelta aegis
Lineage: Eukaryota; Metazoa; Mollusca; Gastropoda; Neomphalida; Peltospiridae
Product: growth hormone secretagogue receptor type 1-like
Exons: 1
Coding region: 1-1173 (390 amino acids)
Biological process (GO): G protein-coupled receptor signaling pathway
Cellular component (GO): plasma membrane
Molecular function (GO): G protein-coupled receptor activity
Source: RefSeq, a predicted model, not a curated record